This is a messenger RNA of Closterium sp. Yama58-4, 561 nucleotides long. Lineage: Eukaryota; Viridiplantae; Streptophyta; Zygnematophyceae; Desmidiales; Closteriaceae. The record is from the annotation of a GenBank genome assembly.
AUGCAGCCGGCGAGCAUCCGUGCGUCGUGCGACGACCUGCACCAGUUGCGGCAGCCGGCGACAGCGGACCUGGCGCUAGCGACGCUGUUGGGCGACGAUGCGCGAUGGUUCGGAUGGUCGUCGGAGGGUCGCCUGCGAUGCACGCUGUCGCAACACGAGUUCCCAAUCCGCGCUGAACACGUGGCGGGUCUAGUCGCCGUCGCACAGUCGCAAUUAACGUCGCUUGAAUCCCGUUGCGAUUCGUCACAGCAGUCGCAGCCUCAACAGUCGCAGCCGCAGCUGUCGCAGGAUGCGUGGUCGCAGCAGCAGUGGCGAUCCGUGCGACAGCACGUGCGAUCCAAGGCCUUCGCAGCAGCGGCGGCGUUGGCGGAGGCGAUGGAGAGAGCAGCGCCGCACAUAGUGGCGUGCGCUCAGGACAGCACGCAUCUGCAGUGCAUCCUCACAGGCAGCACCAUCGCUUGCAAGGCAGCAGCCAUCCACCGUCACACUGCUGGCCACCGCUGUCAAGCCGCUCUGGCCAGAUUGGAGCCCGAGAAGGCUGCUGCACAGCGACUGGAUCAG